Messenger RNA from Closterium sp. NIES-65, 1254 nucleotides. The record is from the annotation of a GenBank genome assembly. NCBI's taxonomy places the organism in Eukaryota, Viridiplantae, Streptophyta, Zygnematophyceae, Desmidiales, Closteriaceae.
AUGGGGCGACCGCACUGCCUCCUCGUCGCAGCGCUCAUUCUUGUCCUCGCCACGCUCCCAGAUUCAGCUUCAGGAAACCUCCAGCAACCCAACGUUCUAAAGCGCUUCGUGACGACAUGGCGGCAAUGGCACGGCGCGGUAACUUCCCGCUCGUCCACGUCAACACUGCUGCAGAACCGGCGAUACCUCAGCACCGAUCCCGCGGAGGCUGCUGACGUGGCGCGCGUGCUGCGCCGACAUGGUGGGUGGUGGCACGACGCGGACGGCCAGGCGUACGUUUCAACUUCUGGAGACGAGGGGAUACAGGAGGUGACUGAUGACGUGGCAGAAGGCAUCGUUUCGCGGAGGCGGAGAAAGCUGGCUGCGGCAGGGAACACGACGGGUCCGUGCACUCCGCUCGCUGACGCCAUACUCAUUACAGUCACAACUGAAGAAGACAUUGCUAAGCGGACACAGUAUCCAAACAAACAAACCGUUAUAUUGGAAUUGGCCAAUGACAUCACGCUAUCCAAGGGACUUGUUUUCGGCGCUGCGUAUCGGUGCACCAUCUUCCGGUCGAGCGCGGCUAAAGCAAACUACAAGAUUGCUUAUAUGGGGGAUACGCAGCCACUGCUGCUUAUAGCGAACACCAGCAACGUGAUCAUCCUUCGCAUUAAUUUUUGGAUGGGUGUAACGAUGCGGUCCCCGGAGUGUACUGAUUUCCUGUACACGGAUCUUGGAUCGGGCAACACGUGUCCUACAAUUAUGCUGUGGCGCGUGCACAACACGCAGGUCGCCAAGGGCUCUUUCUACGGGCGUAUUGAUGUCCUCCGAGCCAUGUCGUCGCGUGUUGACAGCAUGAAGGGUACCGGGUUACCACUGUUCGUCAAGUCCCCUGGCGUCAUCCGAGUGUCCUUUUCGGGGCGUGGAUCAGCCAAUCAUUCUUCUGAAUGGCGCAGUCGGGGUGAUGGUCAGAAGAAACUACAUCCACGACUUCUUAUUCGCUGGAAUUCGGAACGUUAUAACAGACGUGAUUAUGAAGGGGACGCAGAAUACGCCUGGUUGGGUGGCGUGCUUCACGCCCACAAGCAACAACUGCCUCACACACUCUGGGAUGUACUGGGAGCAAAUGCGGCUAAAAUACUACAAUUCACCCGCGAUAUUGAAGGAGUACCCAUGGUUUCCUACCGUAUGCAAGGAGAGGGCAAUCAACGGGUAUCUAUGCAACAUAGGCAGACAAGGGACCUUGUCAGGACGAAAGACCGGCUACUGUAG